AUGGAAAAUAUUCUGAGAGACUGUGCAGAAAAACUUAUUACAGCUGCUAAUAGCAUCGUUUCUGUUCCUGCUGGACAAACACUGCCAUCCACGCCUGUCAGUGGAGGUGUUAUAAAUGUUACCGCCAAUAGUACGUCUGCCUCUUCAACACCAUCCCCUGUGGCUGUGCCUUCUGGCAUCUCAACGCCAGUUGCACCACCUAUCCCCGCUGCUUCGAGUGUUCAAGCAUCUACAGCAUAUUUAGCUUUGCAAGAGCAUCGACGUAUAUUUGGUUAUCGACCUCCUGCAACUACCAGAUCUAGUAGACAAUCACAUGUGUCACGUUCAAGCGCUCGGAAUAUGACCACACCUUAUUCCAAGAAAACUCUUCAAAAAAAUACUUUUACUAAAGCAUUUGUUUGCCUGAGUAAAGUAAAUCAGUGUUGUCCUCCGAAUGCUGCAGAAAGAAUCAGAUUAAGUUUGGCAGGAUUGGGAGAACAAAAAAUAACGUUUUUCAAAAGCGGCGACUCAGCACAUGCCCACGAGAAGGUACUGGAAACCUUCCCCAGUCUAGUGAAUGGAGGGGGAUAUGAGAUCCUACGUACAUCAGAUGGAAACGCAAAAACAUUGAUAGAUGUGCCUUGCCCUCCAGUGGGAUAUGAUGUCAAUUUUUUGAAGAGCGCUCUUGGUCAGGCAAAAGGGUUUUUGAGACCCCUUCAACAGGAUUUAACCUUGGAUGCCACUGAACUGACACAGGUACUGUACACAUACUACACAUUUGCUAUUGCUCUGUAUUAAAAAGUGUGUACAGUAAGCAUGUUGCAAUAUUAAAUUGUUUACUUUUCCUCAAAUCUCAUGACUAAUUGCCUCAGGGACGCCGGAAAGGGGGUGGGGGUUGCUAAAAAGAUAAAAAUAGAUAAGGGGUAGAUAAAAAUUCUAACCCGAAAAAUAUGAGGUACAACGAUUAAAAAGUAUGAAUUACGGGUGAAAUGUAUGUAAUAUUGAAAUAUACGCGAAAUUUUCUGGAAUAUUGUGUCAAAAAUUAUGUUUUCAAAAUUUUUGCCCUUUUUUUUGGUGAAUUACGGUCCCAGAAAACAUUUUUGGAAACAAAAUAUUAAUUAGUGAUUGCUCUUACGUCAACAUUGCCCCCCUGUGCCCUACCCUCGCUCUGGCGUCCCUGAAUUGCCUUGUAAAUUGUUAAUAGCAAGCUCUAUAGCAGCUCCUACCCCAGGCCUGAAGGGAUCAAUCAAUUCAUUAAUUACAGGGAAGGAAGGGGGGAUGAGAAAUGUGAUGUUUGAAUUUUGUUGACCCCCCCCCCGCUUUUGGAUAAUAUAGAUUUUAUUUCCCCCUCCUACAAUAAGAAAAGAUAUGUGUAGUACGACAAGCCAUGGACCAUUUUUGUAUUAGGGGAGGGGGGGCUAGUGGUUACAAGCUAAAGGCAUAAGCUUACCGGGGGGGGGGGGGUCUGCGGGUUAUGCUCCAACAGGGAAAUUUUUUUAAAAAUAUGAGCCCAGAAAUGCAAUCAAAUUUACUCGUUGCAGUUUAAUGUUUCUUCAUCCCUUUUUAUAUGCACAAAAAUAUUGCCCCCCUCCCCACCGUUUCCAUCAGCCUACCCCUGUAAUUAUUAAUCGUUCCCUAAUUUUGGUUAAUGCAUCCAUGAUUAUGGAAGGGUUUUAAGAAAAUUUUGAGAAUAUCUUUUACUGGCACUUAAGGAAUUGCAUUGCUCACCAAAAGUAUCAUGUGUGAACUGCAAUGAAGAUGUAGUUAUGUCGGAAAUGAGAAAGCAUCAAAAUAUAUGUGGUGGUGGCCCUUCAAGGCAAUUUUUAUCUACAGACAGGUAUUAAAGUUGAUGGUUUGAUACAAUUAAUAAUAUACCAGUAUGUAGAGUGUAUAUUUUACAGCACAUGUAUAAUUAUGACUAAUGUAUUUAUUAUGUAUUUUACAUUUUAUAGUUGUGAUACUAGUCCAGUGCAAGUUCCAAUAACUGACUAUGUCUGUAUGCAAUCAGAACAAGGAAAAGAAGAUCAAGGUAAUUUGUUAAAAUGUGUGCUGAAAUAUCAAAGUUGACAUUAUUGUGCAAUUUGUUGAAGGCAUGCAUUUUGUUGAGUUUAAUGUUUCCUGAUUUUUUGUUGUACAGAGAAAAUUGAAGCUUUGCAGAAUAUAUUUCCAAAUGCUGAACAUGCUCAAUUGAGUGCAGCUUGUAUGGAAGCGAUGGGAGAUAUCAAUAAAGCUGUUGACAUUGUUUUAGAUAAAGGUGAAUAAUUUUUAAGCUAGAAGUUUGAAGAGAUAAUUUAAAGCUUAAUCUUACAAAACAAGUUUUAGAUAUAAUUUUUCUAUAAUAUUAUGAUUUGCUUUAUGGAGAGUCAAAACUAAGGCUACCAACUUUUUAGAGCCAAGUAGAAAUGAGCAUUGGAACACCCCCAUACUACCUGCCAACGUGCACCCUUUUCAUUGUAUAUAAUACUAACCAUGAGAAUAGACCUCAGAGACAAUUAGACAUGAUCCAAGCUUGCUCUUAAAUAAUAAAAAUGGAUUGUUUUGCAAAAACAAUUUCUUUUAAUAUUCUUAAUUGACCUUUUUACUGUUUAGUGAUGGAUGGUUUCCAGAAACAAGAGGAACAAGAUAAUCAACAAGCUAGUGUUUCACACAACAUAGGUACCCAGUACCAGUGGCGUAGCCAGCUCGACAAUUUAGUCCCGCUAUGCAAACUUAUUAUCAUUAUUCAUUUCUUUAGAAAUUGAUUGUUUUCACAGUCAAUGAACGUGAAAAUAUUUGCAUAGCGGGACUAAAUCGCCGGGCUGGCUACGCUACUACCCGGUACAGAGUUCAAAUUAGUUCAUUGCUUCAUGAUGUUGAAAUGAAGUAUGUGUUUUUCUUUUUCUGAAUAAGUCUUAGAGUUGAUCCAGAAACUGAAGAUCAUUGUUUUGUUGGAAAUUAAUUAAUCAUUAGAUUGUUUUCAGUAUCAAUUGACAGUGAUGAUACCAGUGAAGAUGAGGAAUUAAAUCGCCCAUUGGCCACAAUGCUAUUACGUUCCCAAAAUAAUAAAAAUACUGGUAAGCUAAAGCAUGAAAAGUUAACAAUUAAUGAUGGCACCCAAUAGAGCAGCUGGCCUUAAAAUAUAUUUUACAGGGCAGUCUGACAAAAUGUCCAACGACGUUGAGUUUGGGUCGGACAUCUGUCCGAUGACCUUCAGUUCAGUUUUGGUUCGGAAAUAAGUCUGAAUGUCACAACAGACACAAGUGAAUAUCAGCACAAUGUAUUAAUUCUGAAUGGCAAAUGUUGUGAAGAUAUUAAAUAAUUUGUUUCUUUCAUAUUUAUUUCAAAGCCAAAAUUAACUUGCUUGCCAGAUAGCAGUAUUAAAAAAGACUUCGACAACUUAAGCCCGUUUUCCACUUCACCAUUUCGCUCGCUGCCCCGCCCUCAACUACGUCAUUUCCAGUUCACUUUUUAUACAAAUUAGUACUCUGAUUUUCCAUUUAACAUACAAGCUAGCCUCUAGUCCUGGGCUAGGGUACAUUUUGAUUUACGUUGGACAAAGCUACAGUUCAGUCGGACACCAAUACACUCGGGUCGGACAAACAGUAAACCUCAGUUUCACUUAGGUCGGACAGAAUGUCCGGUGGUUUCCUUUAUAUGUCGGACAAUUUUACAAAUGGGUCGGACAAUGUCCGUGACCGACCGAUAUUUUAAGGCCUGAACCCAAUAGAGCAUGUAUUAGCUAUAUAGCACAAUAAUGAUCGUAUAUACUGUAAUAUAUUUAUUAGAUUACUGCUAUUACGACAUGUUAUUAAUUUUUAAAUCAUAUUUUUAGACAUUUCAUCUAUUAUCAAAAGUCUUGGGAAAAAGCUGAAUGGGCCUUUCUUAAGAGUUACAACUGAUGACAACCUCAUGUUAUCUGAUGCUCUUGUUAUAUACAAAGAUCCAGGAUUUGAUGCAUCCCGUCCUUUGCGAAUAACGUUUGCUAACCAGCCAGCAAUUGAUACAGGGGGUGUUAGUAGGGAAUUCUUCGACAAGGUGUAUGCAAAAAUGGCUGCAAAUGGGGAUGGCGAUUUUAGGGUUUUUGAGGGGCCUCCUACAAGGCUUUUGCCAACCUAUAGCAGCCGGAUUGUUUUCUCUGGCAUUAUGGAGGCCAUUGGAAAAAUGAUUGCACAUUCCAUUUCCCAAUGUGGAAUUGGUAUAUCUAGGCUAUCCCCAGUGUGCUACUGGUACAUUGUAUAUGGUGAUAUCAGUAAGGCAAUUUCAUUUGCAGAAUUGUCUGAUGUGCAUGAUCCAGAGGUUGCAGCAUGUCUACAGAAGGUGAAUAUAGAAAAAUUUGUUCCAUUUAUGGAAAAUAUCUCGAUCUAAAUUAUUGCUUCUUGCCCAAUUUAGGUUUAUUUUUUAUUAGGGUUUUGUUGUUUGGUAAUGUAUACACUGAUAAAUUGGCUUGAAUAAACUGAUUUUACUUUCUUAAUUAACCAUUAAAUUUCUUCUAUUGUUAAAGGUUGUCAAGGCAAGUUCAAAGUUGGAUGUGGAUGAACUAAAUGGGGACAGUACCUUCAUUAACAUACUUUCAGAUAUUGGAAGCACUUCAAUUUUAUCUGUAAGUGCAGUCUGGCUACCUACUACCUAGUAUGAACAUAGAGUUUUACCUUAGUUUUACCUGGUAACUAUAUAACUAGAAAACCCCAUGGUUAUUAAUUGACUGAUAAAAUUAACUAACCAUGAGGUUUUCUAUUCGUUAAAUUAAUAAACGAAUAUACAGCUAUUUCAAUUAAUGUUGUCCACGAGCAAAGCGGAAAAGUCGAAUACGAGCGCGAAAGGCUGCUGGGAAUCGUUAACAAAUUAAUGAAUUUUCAAAGCGAUUCCCACUCUGCAGCGUUUCGCGCUCGUAUUCGACUUUUCCGCUUUGUUCGUGGACAAUCUUAAUUGAAAUAGCUGUAUAUUAUUCAACUCCCAAUUCUAAUAAGCAAUGUCAUUUUUUUUUUUUUUUUAAAAGAGCGAAAUAUAUGUAUUCGUUUACUAAGAUUUCAGUAUUUACCGGGUGAUUCUCAAGUUACUGUUUUUCCUUUAGCUGCAGAACAAGAAUGAAAUUAUGCAAUGCAUAAUGUGCCAUUUUGUUUUAAAUAAACGGAAAGUUCUUCUCGACCAGUUAAGGGAAGGUCUUAAAACACUUGGUAUUUUGGAUGAAAUAACUAGUCAUCCUGAAAUUUUGGCACCAAUGUUCAUGUGGAAAGAGAGAUCAGUUAAUGCCAUUCUUGUCAAAAGUAAACUCCAAUUCUCCUAUUUAUGUGGUGAUCAUGUUGUGAAACAUAUGCUACUGCAUUUUAUUGAUGAGAGUAGCGAACAAGGUGAGUGCAGUAAUUUGUGAUUAAUUAAAGACCAUGUAAAGUCCGUUCUGCGCAUACGUUCUGCGCAGGCUUACAUUCCAAUGGUCGGGACCUGAGCGUUGGAGUGUUAUUAAUAUUUCGUAUCUUUUGAACUUUCUUGAAUUGAAUCUCUAGUCUGUAUUCAUUUACAAGCAUAGCGAACCAGAAGAGUGUUAAAAAAUCAGUAUAAUAUUAAUAUAUCUAAUCCAGGGCUCGAAAUAACGGUCCCAACGUUCCCGAUCACGGUGAUCGGCAAUCACAACUUUUUGCCGAUCAAAUAAAAAUCCAGGGCUCGAAAUAACGGUCCCAACGUUCCCGAUCACGGUGAUCGGCAAUCACAACUAUCUAAUCCAGGGCUCGAAAUAACGGUCCCAACGUUCCCGAUCACGGUGAUCGGCAAUCACAACUUUUUGCCGAUCAAAUAAAAAUUUAGCCGAUCAGGAGCAUUUGCCCUCAUGCAUUUCCUUGAAAAAAUUCUAAAUAUGCCAUUAAAUACAUAUCUAAAGAGGACGUUUAAUAACUUCAUUUCAAAUUCAAGUUUAAAUAAUUAAAUCUAUGACAUUUGUGGACUUAUAUUUACAAUACUGACAAUACUAAUAGUGUAACUACAUUUAACAUGUAUUACAGUAGUAAACUUUACUUUAAUUAGUUUUAAUUAUAGUAUACUGUAAUUGUAUUUUUUCGCACAAAAGCAAGAAACACAGCAGUUCACUAAAACUUAUUAUUUAAUAUUAAAAGAGAAAAUCCUAAAAAAUCCUACUCAAGAAAUCCUAUCAAUUUGAAACCACUAUGACAAAGACGUUCGUCGUGGUGGUUCGGAUUGCAGACUGUUGAAGCGGAGACGACAAUACUUCAUAGCAUUGCGGCCUGUCGUAUCACUCGUACAGGGAUGCCGGAACCACGGGUGCAGCGGGUGCAAGUGCACCCCAUGCCUUUUGUAUUCAUAACUUUUUGGGUGCAGUGCGGGUGCAGACUAUUGGUGCAACGGGUGCACAGAAGACUUAAAACGAAUAGAUUUAAAUCAUUUCACACAAACAGCAGUGGUGUAACGGAGGAAGAGGGGUCCCUUAGGUAUAUUUGGUGUGGGGGCCCCUGUUGACUGUUGUCAUUGUUUGGCUGAGAUAUUGUAUUUAUAUUGAAUAUUGUAACAACAUUUAACAACUAACAAGAAUAGCUUUUGUUUUAUUUGAGAUGGAAUAAAAAAAUCAGUUGGAUGAAAAAAUCAGAUGGAGGCUUCAUUAUUUGACAUUAAUUUUUCAUUUUCCCAUCGACUCUUAACCUGCAUUUUUACGUACGUUUUCUAUAUUUUUUUCUUCUAUUUUUAUUUGUCUUUUACCGCGUACAGGUAUAAGCAUGUCUUUCAGACAAUGGUCAAAUUACUCAAAUAUAUUUCUUGCCGAUCAAGAUGAACGGCAACGUUGCUUUUUCGCCGAUCAAAAACAAUUUCCUGCCGAUCAUUGAUCGUUGAUCGGCCGUUAUUUCGAGCCCUGCUAAUCAUAUUUUACAACUGUAGCACUGAGUUCAAAAUGUAAACAAAGCGUUUGUUUACAUUACAGACUUUACAUGGUCUUUAAAUAAGGAAAAAUAAGGUUUUCCUCUGGAAAAAAAUGGUGUUACAAAUAUCAACUCAUUCUUAACUCAUUUGUUUCAGAACUUGAAAAAUUUUUGUCAUUUACAACUGGUGCUGCCAGUGUGGCAGGUUUAACAUCGAUUUCUGUCAAAUUUGAUACAACAGCUGGAGAAAUUUUUGCCUCAGCGUGCUUAAAAUCUCUGCACUUGCCAGAUGAAGUUCCAUUUUACGACGAUUUCAAACAAGCCAUGCAAACAGCCAUAAUGGAUGUUGGCCCGUCAUUCAAUGCACCCUGA
Messenger RNA from Paramuricea clavata, 7190 nucleotides. The record is from the annotation of a GenBank genome assembly. NCBI's taxonomy places the organism in Eukaryota, Metazoa, Cnidaria, Anthozoa, Malacalcyonacea, Plexauridae.